Molecule: messenger RNA, 3511 nt
Organism: Lagenorhynchus albirostris (white-beaked dolphin)
Lineage: Eukaryota; Metazoa; Chordata; Mammalia; Artiodactyla; Delphinidae
Gene: LRFN1
Product: leucine rich repeat and fibronectin type III domain containing 1
Exons: 5
Coding region: 359-2674 (771 amino acids)
Molecular function (GO): protein binding
Source: RefSeq, a predicted model, not a curated record
CCACCAUGGCGCGGAGCGAGGCAGCGGCGGCGGGGCCGGGCCCGGGGCCCCCCCUUGACUGGGUACUGGCCCAGGCCCUGAUUCCCUGAAGAGAGGUGAGCGGGGGUCCCACAGGCUGGGGAGAGAGAUGUGGAGUGACUGGGCUUGUUCUGAGCCAGCUGGAGGCCUGGAACACUGCCUUGUAUGGAUUUCAGUGGCGGGUAUGGCAGGGACCAGGUGCCCCCCAGGCUGGGGAGUAGGGACAAGGUCAGGAACAUCGUGUUUGGAUGAAGAAACCGAGAUUCAGAGAGGUUCAGACACUUGCCCGAGGUCACACAGCUAAUCUCACCUCCCACUCCUCCCGUCUUCCCCCUGCACCAUGGCUCCAGGCCCCUUCUCCUCGGCGCUCCUCUCGCUGCCGCCUGCUGCCCUGCCCUUUCUGCUGCUUCUCUGGGCGGGGGCAUCUCGAGGCCAGCCCUGCCCCGGCCGCUGCAUCUGCCAGAACGUGGCGCCCACGCUGACCAUGCUGUGCGCCAAGACCGGCUUGCUCUUUGUGCCUCCGGCCAUCGACCGGCGCGUGGUGGAGCUGCGGCUCACCGACAACUUCAUCGCGGCCGUCCGCCGCCGAGACUUCGCCAACAUGACCAGCCUGGUGCACCUCACCCUCUCCCGGAACACCAUCGGCCAGGUGGCGGCCGGUGCCUUUGCAGACCUCCGCGCCCUCCGCGCCCUGCACCUCGACAGCAACCGCUUGGCGGAGGUCCGGGGCGACCAGCUCCGCGGCUUGGGCAACCUCCGCCACCUGAUCCUCGGCAAUAACCAGAUCCGCCGGGUGGAGUCGGCCGCCUUCAACGCCUUUCUCUCCACCGUGGAGGACCUGGAUCUGUCCUACAACAACUUGGAGGCCCUGCCGUGGGAGGCCGUAGGCCAGAUGGUGAACCUGAACACCCUCACGCUGGACCACAACCUGAUCGACCACAUCGCCGAAGGUACCUUCGUGCAGCUUCACAAACUGGUUCGCCUGGACAUGACCUCCAACCGCCUGCAUAAACUGCCCCCUGACGGGCUCUUCCUGAGGUCCCAAGGCCCCGGGCCAAAGCCACCCACGCCGCUCACGGUCAGCUUCGGCGGCAACCCCCUGCACUGCAACUGCGAGCUGCUCUGGCUGCGGCGGCUGACGAGGGAGGAUGACCUGGAGACGUGCGCCACCCCUGAGCACCUCACUGACCGCUACUUCUGGUCCAUCCCCGAGGAGGAGUUCCUGUGUGAACCUCCGUUGAUCACUCGGCAGGCAGGCGGCCGGGCCCUGGUGGUGGAGGGCCAGGCGGUCAGCCUGCGGUGCCGCGCUGUGGGUGACCCUGAGCCGGUAGUGCAUUGGGUGGCACCUGAUGGGCGGUUGCUGGGGAAUUCGAGCCGGACCCGGGUCCGGGGGGAUGGGACACUGGAUGUAACCAUCACCACCUUGCGGGACAGUGGCACGUUCACUUGCAUAGCCUCCAACGCCGCCGGGGAAGCCACGGCACCGGUGGAGGUGUGCGUGGUGCCUCUGCCUCUGAUGGCGCCCCCGCCGGCCGCCCCACCACCUCUCACCGAGCCUGGUUCCUCGGACAUCGCCACACCUGGCCGACCUGGUGCCAAUGAAUCUGGGGCUGAGCGCCGGCUUGUGGCUGCCGAGCUCACCUCCAGCUCCGUGCUCAUCCGCUGGCCAGCCCAGAGGCCCGUGCCUGGCAUCCGCAUGUACCAGGUCCAGUACAACAGCUCCGCGGAUGACUCCCUUGUCUACAGGAUGAUCCCAUCCACCAGCCAGACCUUCCUGGUGAAUGAUCUGGCAGCGGGCCGCGCCUACGACCUGUGCGUGCUGGCCGUCUACGACGAUGGGGCCACGGCGCUGCCCGCCACCCGAGUGGUGGGCUGCGUGCAGUUUACCACGGCGGGGGAUCCCGCGCCCUGCCGCCCACUGAGGGCCCAUUUCUUGGGCGGCACCAUGAUCAUCGCCAUCGGGGGUGUCAUUGUCGCCUCCGUCCUCGUUUUCAUAGUUCUGCUCAUGAUUCGCUACAAGGUCUACGGCGAUGGGGAUGGCCGCCGAGUCAAGGGCACCUCCAGGUCGCCUCCGCGGGUCAGCCACGUGUGCUCUCAGACCAACGGCGCAGGCGCAGGCGCAACGCAAGCCCCGCCCCCGCCGGCGCAAGACCGCUACGAGGCGCUGCGCGAGGUGCCAGCUCCGGCUGCGGCGGUGGCCGUCGAGGCAAAGGCCGUGGCGGCCGACACGGCUUCCGCGGAACCGGAGGCGGUCCUUGGACACUCCCUGGGCGGCUCAGCCACCUCGCUGUGCCUGCUGCCGUCCGAGGAAACCUCCGGGGAGGAGUCCUGGGCCGCGGCUGGCCCUCGGAGGAGCCGUUCUGGGGCCCUGGGACCGCUGGCUUCGGCGCCCCCCACUUUAGCUCUGGUUCCUGGGGGAGCCCCGGCCCGGCCGAGACCGCAGCAGCGCUAUUCGUUUGACGGGGACUACGGGGCGCUCUUCCAGAGCCACAGUUACCCGCGCCGCGCCCGGCGGACAAAGCGCCACCGGUCCACGCCGCACCUGGACGGGGCCGGAGGGGGCGCGGCCGGGGAGGACGGAGACCUGGGGCUGGGCGCCGCCAGGGCGCGCCUGGCCUUUACCAGCACCGAGUGGAUGCUGGAGAGUACCGUGUGAGCGGCUGGCGGGCGCCGGGACGCCUGGGUGCCGCGGACAAACGCCCAGCCGCCCGGACGCCGGGGCAGGACUCGGGGGACAAAGCUCCGAGCAAAGACGUCGGACUGCAGGGGAGGCGUGCCCUUCUCCUCCCUGGAUGGGGUGGGCGGCCUGGGCUGCGGCUCGAAGUCACGCCCCCGCGCUUAGGGGGGUUGGAGGGUGGGCAGCCGAGCUCCUCUCCCCCACGGACUUUAAGCCCCCCUCCUGCCCUUCCCCCCGCGCGCUCGCGGACCUCGCUGGAGCCGGUGCCUUACACAGCGAAGCGCGGGGAGGGGCAGGGUCCCCCGACACUGCAGCACUGAGACACGAGACCCCUCCCCCUGCCCGGGACCCGGGGCAGGGGCGAGGGACCCAUUUCUUGUAUCUGGCUGGACUAGAUCCUAUUCUGUCCCGCGGCGGCCUCCAAAGCCCCCACCCCCACCCCAUUCAAUUCCCUGGUCCCGUCGGGUCUGGCUUGGGGUGCCCCUUUCUCUGUUCCCUUCGUUUGUCUCUGUCACGCCCUCUGUCGUCUCUGUCUUACGUCAUUCCCUGUUUGUCUCUUAUUUCUCUGUCCCGUCAUCUCUUCUCUCUCUGAACUCCCGUAUUGCGUCCAGCCUCCUUGUCUCUCCAGAUUAUAUCUCCCCAGUACACAUUCUCCCGGGCAGGUCCCACUGGAAGGACCAGACUCACCCCUCUUCCUUCCUCUUAACCCCCAAAUAAAUCCCCACAUGAACAAAAUCCAAAACCAAAUCCCCCUCCCUACCGGAGCCGGGACCCUCCGCCGCAGGAGAAUUAAACAUUUUUCUGUGUCUGAGGCCA